CAAACAGGGAACAUAUAUUCAACGUUUCUCUCCCCUCUCUCUCUCUCUCUCCAUCCAAACGCAGUGAGUCACUUUCGGAGGAGCGACGUGGCGCGUAGAUCGCACGCGCCGUAACCACUUUUAUCGGCUGGUUUCGCUUCCACACUGUCGACAUGAUUCGAGCGGUGAUAGUGAUCAAUGACCAAGGCAAGCCUCGUCUCGUCAAGUUCUACGAUUAUCAGACCGUGGAGAGGCAGCAAGAGCUGAUUCGAAGCAUUUAUGGAGUCCUAUGCAGCAGACCCGAGAAUGUGAGCAACUUCAUUAAGGCCGAUUCAAUAUUUGGACCAGACGCUAAGCUUGUAUACAAGACUUAUGCCACACUAUACUUUGUUUUCAUAUUUGAUAGUUCUGAGAAUGAGCUAGCAAUGCUGGAUCUCAUGCAAGUUUUUGUGGAGACAUUGGACAAGUGUUUCAGCAAUGUGUGUGAGCUCGACAUAGUGUUCAAUUUUAACAAGGUGCAUACUAUUCUGGAUGAGAUCAUUCUGGGAGGUCAAGUUCUUGAGACCAGUUCUACAGAAGUUGUAAAGGCUGUUGAAGAAAUUUCCAAGCUGGAAAGGGCCUCAAAUGCAAUCACGCUUGUCCCAAAAUCCAUUUCUGGUUGGCAGCGUAGAUAGUUCAAAGAUUUUUCGGUUAAUUAACAAGGAUUUCACUCAUUUGUUGAUUCAACAAUGGAAUAGAGUUUGAAUACCUGAACUCUCAUGUGAGGGUAGGCACAAGGAGGAUUUUUUCUUAUGCUCAACCGAAGUGAUGUAUAUUAGAAGGCAAUAAUAUGCCGAUGGUUGGAAGUUUUCAUCAUCAACCAAGCAUAUGUAUAUUUUCCCUUUACCCUUGUUGCACAUUUUUCCUAACUAUUCGUGUGGGAGCAAACUCAUAAAUGUUUGAUUUU
Molecule: messenger RNA, 925 nt
Organism: Cornus florida
Lineage: Eukaryota; Viridiplantae; Streptophyta; Magnoliopsida; Cornales; Cornaceae
Product: AP-3 complex subunit sigma
Exons: 7
Coding region: 153-653 (166 amino acids)
Biological process (GO): Golgi to vacuole transport; intracellular protein transport
Cellular component (GO): AP-3 adaptor complex; intracellular membrane-bounded organelle; membrane coat
Source: RefSeq, a predicted model, not a curated record